Eupeodes corollae is the source of this 3300-nucleotide messenger RNA. RefSeq names its product interferon-inducible double-stranded RNA-dependent protein kinase activator A homolog (gene loqs). The transcript is spliced from 5 exons. The record is from RefSeq and is a predicted model, not a curated record. NCBI's taxonomy places the organism in Eukaryota, Metazoa, Arthropoda, Insecta, Diptera, Syrphidae. Bases 183 to 1475 code for a protein of 430 amino acids.
AUUUUCACUUCUCCUCAUUCUAAUUUCUCAUAGAAAAGUGAAAAGUCCAAGCGCAUUUCCCUGUGGAUUUGUUAAUUUCUCUUUACUUUAAUCUGCAGAGCAGAGAAAUAUAAAAAGAAAUUGCAAUUUAAACAAACUUUUUUAUAAAAUUAAUAAUAAAUAAGUAGUGGAAUUGUUGCAAUAUGGCCAACUGUGAACAUCCCCCACAACCAAACAGCGGCUAUGCUCCGCGUCGUUUGUAUCAAAAUCAAAAUGGAACUGCCCCACAGCCGAUAGUUGGCGGGAAGGGAUUACCCGUAGCCGGGGAUAAUAUCGAUCAGUUACAUUUAUCCCAUCAAUCUGGUCCGCAUUCAAUUCAAGGCUCGGCACAACCACCCAAGCAGCAAGUUCAUGGUGGGGCAAAAUUUAAUAAGAAGGAUAAAACCGCGGAGGUUAUAGCGAGUAUGGAUAAGAUGACUAUUGAGGAAUCGUUGAAGUUGCACGAUUCAAAUAAUUUGGCUAUGAAAACUCCGGUGUCGAUUCUGCAGGAGUUGCUGAGUAGACGUGGAAUCACUCCAAGCUAUGAACUGAUUCAAAUGGAAGGCGCAAUUCAUGAGCCUACUUUUCGCUAUCGUGUCUCCUUCAACGACAAGGAGGUUCCAUUCACUGCAAUGGGCGCGGGACGCUCUAAGAAGGAAGCCAAGCACUCUGCAGCUCGUGCAUUGAUUGACAAACUCACCGGUGUUCAAUUGCCCGAGAGUCAAGCUAACGAUGUCGAUGCUAAUUCUAAUUGUGGAGGAACUGGAGUAGAGUCAAAGGGAUCCUAUACUGAGAAAGUUAUGGGCAAUCCAAUCGGUUGGCUGCAAGAGAUGUGUAUGUCCCGUCGCUGGCCACCACCAACCUAUGAAACUGAGAUGGAAGUUGGCUUGCCUCACGAGCGUCUCUUCACCAUCGCGUGUACCAUUCUCAAUUUCCGAGAGAUGGGUAAAGGCAAAAGUAAGAAAAUCGCUAAACGCUUUGCAGCCGGAAAGAUGUGGCAACGUCUUCAGGAGAAUCCGCUUGAUAAUGCCCAAAUAAAUGACUCAUUCAGAACCGGAUUAGACGAUGAGAAUCGCAAUUUUUCAAAUUAUUAUGGUGAUUUGAAGGAUAUGCAAGUGCCCACAAUAACAAGUCAACAUAGUCAUAAAGUAUCUCAGUUUCAUAAGUCAUUGAAAAAUGCUGCCGGGGAGAAAUUAACUAAAUUGCAGAAAACUUGCCUGAAGGCUCCUUCUCUGAAUCAUAUCCAACUUCUUGCUGACAUUGCUCAAGAAAAUCAAUUCGAAGUAACUUAUGUUGAUAUCGAAGAGAAAACAAUAUCAAAUCAAUGUCAAUGUUUGGUACAAUUAUCCACAUUACCAGUGGCAGUUUGUCAUGGCUCUGGGGCCACACAAGCCGAUGCACAACGUCAUGCUGCUCAAAAUGCUUUAGAAUACUUAAAAAUCAUGACCAAAAAGUGAAUUGAAAUGAAUUCCUUCAUAACUUUAUUGGCAUUUUAAACAAAUUGCAAAGAAAACAACUUAAAGGCCAACUCUUCUUGUAGCAAGAACAAUAAGAACCAAAAACACAACAAAAACUUUUAAAAGAAUGUUUAAAAUUCGCAGAGGAAAGAAGAAAACAAAAUUUUAUUAAAAUAUGUAAUAUGUAACUCAAAUUACUAUUGGUCGUGAUUUUCUUCUCCAAAUGUUGAGAAAGUGGAAGAAAAAACUUUAAUUUUUUUUGUUUAAGUUUCUUUUUGUUUGUUUUCUUUUUAACACAAAAGAAAAAUAAUUAUGUAAAUGUUUUUGUUUUUUGGUCUGUGAAAAUCUGAGAUAAUUUGAAUGGACAUUUUUGUUGUUGUAGAAAUGCUCAUUAGCUUUGCCAUGAGUUGGAAAAUAAUAAGAUACAAACAAUUUAAAUAAUUUUAGGUGUUUUUGAAUUUUAACAGAUACAAGAUUCAAAUUUGUUUUAGAAAAUAAUUGUAAAUUUAAAUCUAGAUUUGUUUCAAUUUUUAUAGCAUCAGAAUUAAUACCAAUCUAUAUUUAUCUCAUAUUUACAACUCAUGGCGAAUACAAAAACAAAUGAGCAUAUUUUACACAAAAUAAGAACAAAACAAAUGUCUCAGAAUUUCAUAUAACUUAAAUAUAUAAUAAUACAAAAAAAAAAACAAAAGAAUUAAACUAUAAUAAUCAACUAAGAAAUUUUAACUAAAUACAUAAAUAACUGGUAUAAAAUAUAAUAUUUAAAUUGUGUGUGUCUAAAAAAUAAAAUUUAAAAGUAUCGAUAUUAAUUCUUUUCACACUAGAGGCUUUCACAUAAAACAAACAAACAAAAUCAUAAUAUCCUCUUCUAAUAUCAUCCAUUUGCAUUCAAUUUAAUGUAAGUACAUAAAACAAUGAUGAAUAAAUAUAAACAAAAACACAAAUAAAAAAAAAAUAAAACAAAGAAUUUAACAUAGUAAAAGCGGUUUAUAAGGGAUUUAUAUUUUAAAUUGUUAGUUAUUUAUGUAACUAGUUUCAAAUUAACCAUUGCUAUAAUAUGAAUACAAAAUAAGAAAAAAAAAGACAAACAAAAGGAAAUUCAUUUGAAAGAAAAACAAAAAAGGAAUUCGAGAAAGAAAAAACAAAAAAAUAUGUAACAUCCAUAGUUGCAGUCUAUGGGUAAAUGUUAAAAUUUGUACAAGCUAUACUUUGCAUAGAGCUAAUGAAGUUUUCCAAUUAUUGUUGUUUUUUUUUAUAUAUUUUUGAAGAAAACAAAAAAUUAUUAUAUAUUUUUUAUUUUUAACUGCAAAUAAAAACAAAAUAUACCUAUAAAGUAUGUAUAUCCAGUAAAUUUUGAAUAAUGACAAAAUUGCAACUAUAAAUCUCGGAACUGAAGAAAACCAACAACACAAAUAAUACAUAAAAUAUAGAAUUAGAAUUUUUGAGAAUAAAAGCAAAAUGAAAAGUAAUUUAAAAUUAAAAAAGGAAAACAAAAAAAGAAUAUUAAAUCUAGACGAAAAUAAUAAAGGAAAAUCAUACAUUAUUUUAGUGCAAAGUGUAGAGGUUGUAAUUUAAAAAAAAAAUCCAUCUUUCAUGCAACAAAAUGGAAGUGGAGAAUAUAUAAUUAUUGUAUCCCCUUAAAUCCUUAUGUAUCACAUAAAUUAAAAUAGAUUUUAAGUAAAUUGCUUGUGAAUUUUCAUUUAAGUUUUUGAAUUUUUUAAAAGAAACUCGAAGAAUUAAAUGGAAAUUUAGGAAAUAUGAAUGAAAUUUUUGUGUGUUUUUAGAUAUUGUAAUCAAUAAAAUUAAUAUGCAAAAGUUAAAAGAA